Polyodon spathula (Mississippi paddlefish) is the source of this 1641-nucleotide messenger RNA. RefSeq names its product transmembrane protein 47. The record is from RefSeq and is a predicted model, not a curated record. Lineage: Eukaryota; Metazoa; Chordata; Actinopteri; Acipenseriformes; Polyodontidae. Gene Ontology annotation, cellular component: cell-cell junction. The coding region runs from base 117 to 665 and encodes 182 amino acids. Gene Ontology annotation, biological process: cell-cell adhesion. The transcript is spliced from 3 exons.
UAGUAGAGUGGGAUAGAGCAGCGGAGCAGUGAGCGCAACAUCACUGAGUUGAGUGCCUCUAUCUACACAGUACUUUAAGAAAAAUUUUGAGCAUAAAGAGAAGAAAUAGAGCCGUAAUGGCUUCAUCUGGCAGUGGAGUGGAGGAAGCCCGUGCCUCAGUUCUGACCCCUUUGAAGUUGGUGGGUUUAGUGUGCAUUUUCCUGGCCCUGUGUCUGGAUAUUGGAGCAGUUUUGAGUCCUGCCUGGGUAACGGCAGACAAUCACUAUUAUCUGUCUCUAUGGGAAUCCUGUUGGAAACGUGCGAACACUGACGACAGCUGGCACUGCAACUCCACACUUGGCACCGACUGGCAAAUUGCAACCUUGGCCUUGCUCCUAGGAGGUGCAGCCGUCAUCCUCAUUGCCUUCCUGGUGGGUUCGAUCUCUGUCUGCAUGGGCUCACGGAGGCACUUUUACCGGCCGGUUGCUGUCAUGCUUUUCGCUGCAGUGGUUCUUCAGGUAUGCAGCCUCGUCCUGUAUCCUAUCAAAUUUAUUGAGUCCGUCAGCCUGAGAAUAUACCAUGAGUUCAACUGGGGCUAUGGGCUAGCCUGGGGAGCUACCAUUUUCUCCUUCGGGGGUGCAAUCCUCUACUGUUUGAAUCCCAAGAACUAUGAAGACUACUACUAGCACUGAGGGUCCUCAUAGUGUGACCUAAAGGGCUGAUCUAAUGCAUGGAUCAGUAGGAAGAGAAGAAAUUGCUUAGUCACGCUUUUCUGCAUUUGGCUGCAAAAAAUAACACUUCUAACAAAGACAACUUGGGUGGGGAAAAAACAACUAAAAACUAUUGAUGUUUUUCUAGAGAUUAACUGACCAAACUACUGAACUGACCAAAUCUGACACUUUUAAAGAUACUGACAAUAAACUAAUACAUGGAGAAGCAAAAGAGAGCGCCCAUGGAAAUGUGCUUGCUGUCCUAACUAAAUAGUAUAAGUAUUAUAAAAGCAGUAAUGUAAGUAUUAUAAAAGUUUGUGCCACAGGGUUGGUGACCAAGAAAAAAAGAGUCUGAUUCCAACAUAGAAGCAAACUCGCUGUAAGUGACUACAAAACAAAACAACAAAACAAACAGAAUAGAAUUAGGGAUGUUAGGUAAUUGUACCAACUAAUAUUCUUUUGAGGACCUUCCAGUACAGGUUUUCCAAAACGUCUGAUUUUCCACAUGUUUUCACCAGUAGUUGUACUAUCAGCAUUGGGAAGUUUGUGGGCAAAGACAGAAAGGGAAAGACACGUGAUUCCAAUUAAGAGGCAUGUGAUUUUGCCUCAGCUCUCCAGUGUUCCAAACUGUUUCUCUGUACAACAGGACUCUGUUUGAACCUGAGCCACCAAAGGGAAAGAUCACAGUUGACUUGGACAUGAAGAAAACACCUGCUCCAUGCAUACCCAGAGAAUUGUGUGGUUUGCAUGCACCAGACAACUUUUGGAGACGGCUUGUAGUCCAAGAAAAUUGUGAAGGCCAAAACUUGCUGUUACAUAUGUUCUGCGAUCAGGCUUUGCAGCUGGGGAUUCAUUUAUAUUAACAAUCCUACAAAAUCAAGAGGAAUAUAAACUUUUUUUUUUUUAAACGAAAAACCUGCAGAAAAUAAAAAUCUUUUUUUUUUUUUUUUUU